This is a messenger RNA of Brettanomyces nanus, 2454 nucleotides long. RefSeq lists its product as uncharacterized. The record is from RefSeq and is a predicted model, not a curated record. NCBI's taxonomy places the organism in Eukaryota, Fungi, Ascomycota, Pichiomycetes, Pichiales, Pichiaceae. The coding region runs from base 1 to 2454 and encodes 817 amino acids. The transcript has a single exon. Gene Ontology annotation, cellular component: Golgi apparatus; AP-1 adaptor complex; membrane coat. Gene Ontology annotation, molecular function: clathrin-cargo adaptor activity. Gene Ontology annotation, biological process: receptor-mediated endocytosis; Golgi to vacuole transport; intracellular protein transport.
AUGGCUUCUCUUCGUUCAUUUAUACGUGCCGUGAGAUCUGGCAAGACAAUUGCUGACGAAAGGGUGGCGAUUCGUAAAGAGUCGGCCAAAAUAAGGACCUCGUUUAGAGAUCCUCAUUUGGAUGAGGAACAUAGACGCAAGAACAUCCAGAAGUUGCUCUAUCUUUACAUUCUUGGAGAACCGACGUACUUUGGACAAGUAGAGUGCCUCAAGUUACUUGCCUCACCUUUGUUCACCAACAAAAGACUCGGAUAUCUGGCUUCGAUGCUUAUUUUGGACGAGAAUCAAGAGAUUCUUACCCUUCUCACGAAUUCAUUGGAUAAUGACCUUAAAAGCUCUAAUCAAUACAUAACAGGGUUAGCUUUGUGUACUUUGGGUAAUAUUGCAUCAUCAGAAUUGGCCAAAGAUUUGUAUACGAAUGUUGAAAGCUUGUUGAACGCCAAUUCGCAUUAUCUUCGAAAGAAAGCAGCUAUAGUGGCUGCCAAACUAGUGAAAAAGGAACCGGAUUUGUCAGAGGUGUUCAUUGAUAAGGUUCCGGUUUUGUUGAAGGACAAAUCACACGGUGUUCUUCUUUCUGCGUUGAAAUUAGUUAAGGAAAUCUUCCUUAAUGACGAGACUUCGCACGAUGUUCUACGUGGACAGGUUCCCCAGAUCUUAACUCAUCUUAGAUUUCUUUCUACGACAGGAUAUUCGCCAGAAUACGAUGUUAAGGGUGUUCCGGAUCCAUUUUUGUACGUUUCUUUACUUGAAACGCUACGUUUACUUCUUCAAGGCGAUGAAAACAACCCAAAUUUGGAGUCUUUGAAUGAUCUUUUAACUCAGAUUUGUUCCCGGCUGGAAAACUCUAAAGGACCGGCCCAUGCUGUUCUUUAUGAGGCUGUUCAGACGAUUUUUGCCGUCAACUCAGACUCUUCUUUGAGAGUUUUGGGUGUGAACAUCCUCAGUAAGUUCCUCUCUUUGAAGGAUAACAAUACAAAAUAUGUUGCCUUGAAUGCUUUACUUAACGUUAUUAAUUAUGAGCCAUUGGCUGUUCAAAGACACCGGACAAUGAUCGUUGGAUGUUUGAAAGAUGGAGAUAUUUCCAUUCGUAGAAGAGCUUUGGAACUUUCUUUCGCCAUUAUGAAUCCGCAGAACAUUCGGAUGCUUACCAAAGAACUUAUCAAGUUCUUAUCAGGUUCUGACGAUGAGCUUAAACCAUACAUUACCACCCAGUUAUCGUUGGCUUGCUAUAAAUAUUCGCCAAGCCUUGAGUGGACCUUCGACACUCUCAUUCAAAUGCUUGAAAUCUCUGGUGGUUACUUCUCGGAUGACAUUAUUUCCAGCAUUCUAGCACUUGUGAUGCAAAAUAAGAACACAAAUCUUACAAAGAAUGCUGUGGUUCACCUUAUAAAGGCAUCUCAGGUCUCGUACACAGAAUUCGGUCUUGCGCUUGUGACUAUCUGGUGUCUUGGAGAGUACGGUGAUCUUGCCUUGGGUAGAACGUACACAAAUAUCAGUUCAGAAACGGAAACAAUCAGCGAGGGGUCUGAAGUAGAUUUACUAGACAAAUUUUUGAAUCUAUCGACCUCUGAUGAUGCCUCUAGAAGAGGGAAAGUUCGCUUAUAUGCUCUAACGGCAGCACUAAAGUUGUCAGUGCGGUUUAAGGGAGCCAGAGAAGUAGAGAGACUUAGAAGGAUGAUCGAGUCGUCUAAGGAAGACAUCAAUUUGGAGAUUCAGAUCCGAGCAAUAGAGUACAUGGAGAUAUUUGGAGAACCUGGAACUAUUAAGAAGGGACUUCUAGAGAGGAUGCCACCUCCUCCACCAAAGGAACACGAGGGAAUUUCUCUAUUUGAGCAGACUUCUAGUACGCAGAGGGGGGUAUUGACUACCUCAGCAACGAAAGAUGGGACCAACACGGGAAAUUUGUUACUUGAUUUACUCGACGAUGAGCCAAGUGAUCCUCAGCAGCAGCAACAGAAGCCUGAGGAACCAUCACAGAAGACAGAGAGUAGUACAUUGGACAUUCUUUCGGAUAUUUUUGGAGAUCAAAGCAUCAAACCUACAGAAAACACGUCUGCAAACACUAUAAUGGACAUAUUAGGCAGUUCCAAGAGUGAAAAUGAAGGAGAAUCUGCCAAAAUAGAGGCAUUUAACGACGGAAACGUGUCUAUUGGGUUUAAUCCCGAAAAAAUAGGGGCAGGAGAAGCAUUAAUAACAUGCGUGGUGAAAAAUGAAACUUCUCUGAGUAUUGUGGAAGAGAUAUCGGUACUAUGUGCGGUAACAAAGCACCAAAAACUUGAGCUCUCUCCCAUAUCAAGUAGUAUGCUACGAGGAAAAGAAGCAGCUACGCUGAAGAUUAAAAUUACAGGAAAGGAAGGAGCCAAAAUCAAGAUGAGGAUCAAAAUCGGGUACAAAAUCGGUGGAGAUAAGUUGCAAAAGCAGUUUGAUUUUGCAGGAAUUAGUGAUAGAAUGUAA